Labeo rohita (rohu) is the source of this 2781-nucleotide messenger RNA. It is a transcript of the gene st8sia2, whose product is annotated as ST8 alpha-N-acetyl-neuraminide alpha-2,8-sialyltransferase 2. Gene Ontology annotation, molecular function: alpha-N-acetylneuraminate alpha-2,8-sialyltransferase activity. Lineage: Eukaryota; Metazoa; Chordata; Actinopteri; Cypriniformes; Cyprinidae. The coding region runs from base 504 to 1730 and encodes 408 amino acids. Gene Ontology annotation, biological process: N-glycan processing; oligosaccharide metabolic process. The transcript has 6 exons. The record is from RefSeq and is a predicted model, not a curated record.
ACAAAUGGGUUGUCGCUGUAACCCUGUCGCGUCGCACCUGGUUAGGACCAGGUUUUAGAAUUAGAGGUUAGAAAAGACCAUUAGCUCAAUCUUAAAACAAUAGAAGUCAAUGGAAAGUCCUCACCGUCUGUGUCUUUGUCAAAUAGAAACAAAGAGAGCAAGACGGAGAGGGGGACUCAUAUUUCAUACUCAAUUUCAAAUCCACGCCUUCUGCCUCCUCUAUAUACCAAUUACUCGGCUUAGCCGAAUGCAUAGCAUUUAUAUGUGAGUUUAUGCACCUUGCAGGCAAAGUUUCAAGGGAACUGCCACCCACCAGAUCUCUCCGAGGAGUAGCGGCAGGAGUACAAGAGAAGAAAGGACGUUCACGUUUGCCUCAUCUCUACACUACUUUCGUAAAGGUGGAAGAAGCUGAUGGACGCGAUAUUUAAUGCAGACAACUGUUCGGUAACCUGCACGGGCAGUUAGAAUGGUCCGGCUUUGUCGAGGAGACGGAGGAACAUUGCAUGUGUUGCAGUGUGAAAGAAGAACAGAUUUCUAUUGCGCUUAUAGUUCAACGCAUCUGUAGAAUCGCUCAGAUCGGCCAAGUCAUGUCUUUUGAAUUCCGAAUACUGAUGUUUGGAAUCGGGACAGCCCUGGUUAUAUUUGUGAUUAUAGCUGAUAUAUCGGAAGUGGAGGAAGAAAUCGCGAACAUUGAAGAUUCACAGAAGUUUCACUUAAAAAGCUUUGUCCUUCAAUCCAGCAGGAAUUCAGUCUUGAAUGCUGCUCCUACUUCUCUAGUCACCUAUAGAAAGAGCAAAGUUGUUUCUUCUUCACUGCCAGGCAUAAAGCGAAAAACCAGCAAUUCAUCCUCACCUGAAUGGACUUUCAACAGAACUUUGUCUAACCUCAUCAGGAAAAACAUUUUGAGGUUUCUGGAUGCUGAGAGGGACAUUUCAAUUCUUAAGAGCACCUUUAAACCUGGUGAUGUGAUACAUUAUAUAUUUGACCGCCAGAGCACCACGAACAUCUCUGAGAACCUGUACCACCUUUUGCCGACGGUGUCUCCCAUGAAGAACCAGCAUUACAAACGAUGUGCCAUCGUAGGGAACUCUGGGAUACUACUGAACAGCAGCUGCGGCAGAGAGAUUGAUUCACAUGACUUUGUCAUUAGGUGUAACCUGGCUCCAGUGGAGGAGUAUGCGACUGAUGUGGGUCUGCGCACCAAUCUGGUGACUAUGAACCCUUCUGUGGUGCAGCGUGCUUUUCAGGACCUGAACAGUGAAGAGUGGGUGCAGCGCUUCGUCCACAGGCUGCAGAGCCUCAGCGGGAGUGUGCUGUGGAUCCCUGCCUUCAUGGCUAAAGGAGGAGAGGAGCGAGUGGAGUGGGCCAUCCGCCUAAUUCUUCUGCAUACCGUGAACGUCCGCACCGCCUUCCCCUCCCUGCGUCUGCUCCAUGCUGUCAGAGGGUACUGGCUGACCAAUCACGUCCAGAUCAAACGACCCACCACCGGACUCCUGAUGUACACCAUGGCUACACGCUUUUGUGACGAGAUCCACUUGUACGGCUUCUGGCCUUUCGCUCACGAUCCCGACGGCAAACCGGUCAAGUACCACUACUACGACACACUAACUUACCACUACACAUCUAGUGCCAGUCCGCACACAAUGCCUUUGGAAUUCAGAACUUUAAGUGCUCUUCACAGACAGGGGGCGCUGCGGUUACACACAGGACCAUGUAGACUUCCAACAUGAGCUUUUGCGGCCUCCAAAUGACUUCAUACACUGGACUUUAUACAUGCAGAGAGAAAAGAGACGCUGUGAAAAAUCUGGAUUGCCUGAAUACUUCAGGUAAAUCUCUGACCAAAUGUGAGAACGCAAUAUAUGAACGGGGGGAUUUUUAUUUUUUAUUUUUUGAGACUGUCAACCUUAAGAAGGUUUUUAAUCUCUAAGGCUGUUUUAUAAAAAAGCAUUGCUUUGUUUUUUGUUGUUUUUUUUAGCUCAUGUGUCUUAUUUGUUCAGAUUUAGUUGAAUGCCAAAUUUGGCCACAAGGUGGAAGCGUAUCUGAGAGGAUAAAAUGAGAGGUUCUUUUUUGGGACAAUUUGUGUAUAGUCAAUUUUGAAUGUCAUUUAUUUGUUGCCUUUGCAGUCGGUGUCUGUUGAGCCCACAGACAGCAUGACUGAAUGUAGGACUAUUGUGUCAGUUUUUACAUUUAAAAUGGUAAAGUUUAGACUUAGAAUUAAGAUUUGACAGGGGUUUUACCACUACGUUGCUUGUUUUAGUUGUUGGACAAUAAUUUAGUGCCUCAAGUAGGAGAUGAUGUUAUGCUGCAUCAUGUGACACUUGAUAAAGUUGCCUUAGAAAGACAUAGUGAGUAGUUUGUGACUAUUAGCAGGUGUGAGAACUUUUGCAUCGAUGUGCAGUAAUACUAGUGGAACAUGUGCACUGCAAGCGUCUAAGCGCUCUGGUGUAUUUGAACAUGUUUGCACAGCGAGGCAGCUAUCGGAGCGUGUGCAACCCCACGCUGAGAUACUGUAGCCAAAUUCAGUACACACCCAGCUGUUCACACACUCUUGUGUACUCAAGGACGGUCGACCGUGAAGGGACGUUUAGCGUGUAAACUUUGGAACUUGUUAAAGCCACAUAGUAGCUGUGUUUCUGUAUCUAAGGAGGGUUUUUGGGGGGAAGUUUUGGAUUUCUUUUGUAUGUGACGCAUAUAACAUGUUUAAGUGAAUGUAUUUGUGAUAACUUAUAAGUAAAGAAUGUACUGCUGUACUCAUCUGCUCAGUGUGAUAAAAUGGUCCAA